ACGCCCACAUCUCUACAAAAAAACCAGCCUUUGAAGUCGGCAGGAUUUUACGGCAUUUAUGGGAGCCCUGUUCUUCUCCUUCUUCGUUGACUUGGGGUUUCCAUUUCCCAGUUCUUCUCGUCCCUUUCUUAAAGUCGGCAUCUUCCUUUGCUUUCUCCAGUUUUCUCCUACCCAGCACCUUCUUCAAGGGUUUGUUCUUAUUUGAAUAGCCUUUGUUGUAGCUAUUUGCAAAAUGCUGGCUCCUAGUGUUACUGCUCCCUUGCGGCCUUCAUUGUCUACCGGACAUCGAUUAGAGUCACGAAUUGAAUGCAGUAGCCGUUGUGACUCAGUUAGAAUUCCGAAUCGGAUUAGGCCAAGGGAACUUGGCUUGCAAUCACAACCUAGUGUAGGAAGAAGUAGAAAACAAUCUUCAUCCAUUGCAUGCACCGCAACUGCUUUGCAGAACGCAACUUGCAGUGCAUCAGGACAAACUCAAACUGUUACUCGUGAGGCACCAACGAUCACCCAAGCUUCUGUUCAUUGUAAGAACAAACACAUACUCUCUUUUCAGCAGUUUGUCAAUAUUCAUUAGAUGUAUUCCUUUUUGUGAUUUUCUAGUUCGACUUUAGGCACCCUAACUUAGGUUUGAUUUGUGGGUAGGAAGGUCACGGUGGGUUAAACUGAUUUUGCCAGAAUAACCAUGUAUAUAUAUCAUAUAUAUCAUAUAUUUUCAUCUAUA
Gossypium arboreum is the source of this 718-nucleotide messenger RNA. RefSeq lists its product as uncharacterized. The record is from RefSeq and is a predicted model, not a curated record. Gene Ontology annotation, biological process: chloroplast organization; thylakoid membrane organization. The transcript has 4 exons. NCBI's taxonomy places the organism in Eukaryota, Viridiplantae, Streptophyta, Magnoliopsida, Malvales, Malvaceae. Gene Ontology annotation, cellular component: chloroplast. The coding region runs from base 233 to 571 and encodes 112 amino acids.